This is a messenger RNA of Camellia sinensis, 2510 nucleotides long. RefSeq names its product Pentatricopeptide repeat (PPR-like) superfamily protein. NCBI's taxonomy places the organism in Eukaryota, Viridiplantae, Streptophyta, Magnoliopsida, Ericales, Theaceae. The record is from RefSeq and is a predicted model, not a curated record. Gene Ontology annotation, molecular function: protein binding.
UUCUUGAAAUCGCUCUUCUAAACCUCCCUUCAAUGAAGACAAAAAAUGGGAUAAGAAACAUGGCGGCACACACUUCCUUCCUCUUCUCCCUGCAUUUUCCAGUCCUCCAAACACUCUCUCAGUAAGCUUUCUCUCUCCUCUUUACCCACUUCCUCUCUCCUAAAAAUCCCUCUUCUCUUCUCUGCACAAAUCCAUUUUAAACCUCUUUAUCUGCUUAAACUCCUCAGUUUCUCCAGACAAUUCGAAAUACAUGGUUCUUUCCAAUGCCUCUGUUGUUAGCAUGAACUCUUGAGAAUAAUCUUUGGGGUGAGAACAAGUAGGGCUUUAAAAUAUGGAUAUUUCAGUGCCCACAAAGCAAACCCAUCAUGGGUUUUGCUCGUUUCAUUGUAUUCAUGGUCAGAGCACGAAGAACCAUAGAUUGGGUGCGAGAAUUGGGGCUAGGGUUUGUUCUAAUUUGAGCUCCGUGGAGGUAUUGGUGGGUCACAGAGCUCGUUUUCUUGUUCUUUCGGUUAAUAGUGGUGGUGGGUUGAGAAAACAACAAGGGUUUAGAAAGCAGAGGCGAAAUCGGAUUUGUGCUCUUUCAAAGGUUGAAACUUUUAGUUCUAAUGGAAGGUUGUUGAAUUCUGAGAAAACCCAGUUGGGGCAACCGAGUGGUUGUAGUCCAUCUUCGAGUCAAGAGAAUUAUUCACAGAGUUUUGAAGAACUCCAGAGUAAUAAUUACCUUCGUAGAUUAGUUAGAAAUGGGGAAUUGGAGGAGGGUUUUAAGCAUCUCGAGAGCAUGGUUUAUCGGGGAGAUAUCCCUGAUAUCAUCCCAUGCACGAGUUUGAUUCGUGGGUUUUGUCGAAUUGGAAGGACUAAGAAGGCUACUAGGGUUAUGGAGAUUCUUGAGGAGUCCGGGGCGGUUCCUGAUGUUAUAACUUAUAACGUUUUGAUUAGUGGGUACUGUAAGUUGGGGGAAAUUGAUAGUGCGUUGAAGGUCCUGGAACGAAUGAGUGUUGCUCCGGAUGUUGUUACUUAUAACACAAUCUUGCGUAGUUUAUGUGAUAGUGGGAAACUAAAACAAGCGAUGCAAGUUCUUGAUCGACAGUUGCAAAGGGAGUGCUAUCCUGAUGUGAUCACCUACACUAUAUUGAUUGAAGCGACUUGCAAGGAGAGCGGGGUUGCACAGGCGAUGAAGCUUUUGGAUGAGAUGAGGAACAAAGGUUGUAAACCCGACGUGGUUACUUAUAAUGUUCUUAUUAAUGGGAUAUGCAAAGAAGGGAGACUCGAUGAAGCAAUUAAGUUCUUAAAUAAUAUGCCUUCUUAUGGUUGCCAACCCAAUGUAAUUACCCAUAACAUUAUAUUGCGUAGCAUGUGUAGUACCGGGAGGUGGAUGGAUGCUGAGAAACUCUUGGCUGAGAUGCUGAGAAAAGGCUGUUCUCCGAGUGUUGUUACCUUCAACAUCUUGAUUAAUUUCUUAUGCCGAAAGGGAUUGUUGGGCCGAGCUAUUGAUAUUUUGGAAAGGAUGCCCAAACAUGGUUGUACUCCGAAUUCAUUGAGUUACAACCCUUUGCUUCAUGGGUUUUGCAAAGAAAAGAAGAUGGACCGUGCAAUCGAGUACUUGGAAAUAAUGGUAUCUAGGGGUUGUUAUCCUGAUAUCGUGACUUAUAAUACUUUGCUCACUGCGUUAUGCAAAGAUGGAAAGGUUGAUGUUGCAGUUGAGAUUCUUAAUCAGCUAAGUUACAAAGGUUGCUCUCCUGUGUUGAUCACUUACAAUACAGUGAUUGAUGGGCUAUCAAAGGUUGGGAAAACGGAACAUGCUAUAAAGCUGUUGGAUGAGAUGCGCAAAAAGGGUCUCCAACCGGAUAUAAUUACCUACUCUUCCCUUGUGGGAGGGCUUAGUAGGGAAGGGAAGGUUAAUGAAGCCAUUAAAUUCUUUCAUGACUUGAAGCGAUUGGGUGUUAGGCCUAAUGCGAUCACCUACAAUGCUGUGAUGUUGGGGCUUUGUAAAGCUCGUCAGACUGAUCGGGCCAUUGAUUUCUUGGCUUACAUGGUGUCUAAGGGAUGUAAACCUACUGAAGCUACAUACACUAUUCUCAUUGAAGGCAUAGCUUAUGAAGGCUUAGCAAAGGAGGCUUUGGAGUUAUUGAACGAGUUGUGCUCCAGAGGAGUUGUGAAGAAGAGCUCGGCUGAACAGGUGGUUGUCAAGGUGUAACUAGUUACUCAUUUGUGAUUUCCAAAUCAUUUACUAUCUUCUUUUAUUAGCAUCAAUCUUAUUUUACUCGUCAUCAUGAGCGAAAUCCAAAUCAGUUUUGUUAGGCUGUCUGCGUAGUCAUGCUCUCUUUUUAUUUGGAUUUUGCUUUACAUACUGAGCAUUUCUCAUUGACUUUUGUAUACCUAAUGGUCUUGCUCUGUUGUCUAAACUUUUGAUUGUUUAUUGUGUUUUGUGUUGUCAGUUGCUUGUAUUAUGACAUAAUGGUUGGUUGUUUCUUUUAGGAGGAUUAUUGCUGAAACAGUUUUGUUACUUAUCA